CGUACAUUGACACAGUUGAAAUAAGACUGUACAGCAGUUCACUUCGUUUCUAGUAACUCUCAUAGAAGAAACUAUUCUCACCCACUGCUUUGAUAUAAACAAAUUCAUUUACGGAAACCUAGAAAAUUAUGUACAAUAAUAAUAUAAAUUGGAAACGCUAUAAAAAAAUGGUAAAAGAGGUAUUAUCUUCGAGGCAAGCAGAAGGACGGAGAUCCAUUAUGGAAAAAAUGUUUAUAUCACAUAUUGUUUAAGCAAUGCAGUAAAAAAUGAUUUACAAAUUCCAAUAUUUUCAAUAAAAAAAUCAUCGUAGUAAUGUUUGAUGUGAAAGAAGUAUCUCCUAGAAAUUUCAUUCACUUUUACCGCCUAAAAGCUCAAAUAUUAUCAACAAAAUAUUUCUAUUUUAAAAAACGAAGUACAUCCACAUGUACAUCACAAUGUACAUUCACAAUGUGUAUUUUUGGCUACUUUCAUUCCGUAUAUCACGUAAACUAUACGGUAACAUUGAAGUUACCAUAAACUUUUCAGACACUUUCAGCCUCCAGUCUUGACGUAUUUUGGCAGGCUUGUUCUGCGUAGAAAUAUAGUAAUUCGUGGGAACAGAGUAUACAAAUAAGGGCGAGAUUUUAUCUCAUAUACCACGGAUUUUGAUCGAAUCAGGGUCGUAAUCUUUUCGAAUACUGUCUUUUUGAAUAAGUGUAAAUUCAAUUCUCUAAAAACAAUAUUAUAUUCUCGAAAGAGAAAAUUGUAUCAUUUACAUAUACAAUUUAGUGAAAUAACCGUCGAGUGGAAAAUAGAAAGAAAAAUGGAGAAGCAAGACAAGAUUCUAUAUGGUUCACCAGCGUUGCCAGUGCCCAAAAUCUGUAUUGGACAAUGGAUUCUGGAGCGAUUACAACAAAAUCAGAACCGGAUUCUUCAAGUGGAUGCCGCAAGUGGAGAAUUUCUCAAAAGUGAAGACAUCUUGGUAAAAAGUAUAAAACUCGCAGAAGCUCUACGAUUUCGUGGAAUAAAAGCAGCUGACAGAGUCAGUAUAUCCAGUGAAAACCACCCCAACUGGCUCAUCCCCAUGUGCGCGACAUUUUACCUUGGCGCGGUACUAGCUCCAUUCAAUCCAGCCUAUGCCGAAGGGGAAGUUCGUAACACCUUCGAGAUUUCCAAGCCUAGCAUUAUUUUCGUGUCGCGGCGAACGGAGAAAUUGAUCAGUCAAGUGGUUCAAACUUUAUCCUGGACCGUGGAACUCAUUCAGUUGGACGAUGAAGCGAUGUCAACGAAUAUUUCCACUUUGAAGAGUAUCCUAGAGAGACCUGGAUAUAUUCCAGAUGCCUUAGCAUACAGGGCCGAAAGUGUCCCUAACCCGAAUAAACAAGAAGCUUUCAUAUUAUAUUCAAGUGGCACAACUGGUUUAUCUAAAGGAGUUAUGCUGUCACAUAAAAAUAUGUUAACGACAAUUUAUUUUUUACAAAACAAAGUUUUAAGACUACAAGGAAAUGAUACAAUGUUGUUAUUGUUACCCUUUUACCAUGGUUACGGACAAGGAAUGUUAUUAACGGUACUGUUAGCGGGUGUAAAAUUCGUAGUAAUGAAUUCCUUUCAACCUGAAACUUUCUUGAAUUCUAUACAAAAAUAUCGAAUCACUCACUUACCCGUGGUACCAUCUGUCAUGGUAUUUCUUGCUAAACAUCCAAUUGUCAGGAGCUACGAUUUUAGUAAUGUGAAAGAAAUCAUUUGUGGUGCGGCUUCGCUUUCGCAAGAUGUUCUAGAGGCCGUUACCAAUAAUACAGGCGUAAAAUGCAUAAGAAACGCUUACGGUAUGACUGAAUUAUCGAUAGCAGUGUGUGUCAACUCUAAAGAGAAUAAGAAUAGUAUGGCAGUCGGUACUAUUGCGCCAGGUAUGCAGGCUAAAAUAGUCGAUAUCGAGACUGGCGCAGUUCUUGGUCGUUAUCAGCAUGGUGAAUUAUGCUGUAAAGGUGAUCAAGUUAUGCUUGGUUAUCGUGGAAAUCCAAAAGCUACUGCAGAAACAAUCGAUGCAGAUGGCUGGUUACAUACUGGUGACGUAGCGUACUAUGAUCAGGAUGGUUAUAUCUUUAUAGUAGAUAGAUUGAAGGAGUUGAUCAAGUACAAAGGAUUUCAAAUAGCUCCUGCCGAGUUGGAAGACAUAUUAUUAUCUCAUCCUGGUGUUAAGGAUGCUGCUGUUAUAGGGAAGCCCGAUGAACUUUGUGGAGAGGUUCCUUUAGCUUUUGUGGUUAAGCAGGUUGGCUACGACGUUUCGGCACAGGAAAUCCGUCAGUUUGUCGAUAGUAAAUUGUCACCUCAAAAAUGGCUGAGAGGAGGUGUACACUUUUUAGAAGAUAUCCCAAAGAAUGCAACUGGAAAGAUAUUAAGAAGAGAAUUGAAAAAAUUAUUAGCGAAAUUGUAAAUGGAUUGAAUAAUUCCACGAUGUCUAUGUAGUGAAGUAUUAUCAUAUGAAUAUUACUUUCGAACUAAGGAAUGGUAUGGGAAGCCAGAGCUUCGGUAUCUGUCCGGCUAUCUUUAGCACGUUUCUACUGGCGAUACUUUCUGCUAGAAUAUACCGGGCCGAUGUGACCGGCUAUACGGUUCAACGGAAUUGGAUGAGUGAAACGGUCUCUCCUAUCGGAGAAAUUUAAAUUCAACGGGAUCGGUCACGUCCGUAUACUGCUGUUCCGUAUUCGCUCUGGACUCACUGCUAAUUCAAUUUUCCUGAACGUUGAUGACAAAUCUAAUUGACGAAUGCCAAUUAUAUCGGUACGAUCGCGUUUGGCGAGAAGGAUCGGUUUCUGGUUAGUCAUUUACUACACUUAAAAUUUCCACGUUAUAAUUUUACAAUUCACUAUACCUUUAAUCAAUACUAUGUUAUUCAGAAACCUUCAAGGUGACAGAUUUGCAUUAUACGUUUGUAAGGCAACAUACUAAUUUCCAGAGAAAUAAUUAUUAAUACCACAAAUAAAGUUUGAUCGUUUUACAUAAUAAUCAUGUUGGUUAAUAUCAUUGGAGUUCUUAUUUUGUGAUAUGUCUAAAUUUAGUAUUCAUGAAUCAUGAUCCAUGAACGUUGAAAAUCACAAUAACUCCUAAGAUUUUCAUGGAAAGGUACCUAGUAUACUAUAUGUGUAUAAUCGUAUCAUGUUAAUGCUAUUUAGUAGUUUGCUACGAGAGUAAUGGACAGGGAUAUAUGAAAGGGUUUUGACCUCAACAAAUAUUUUCAUAACUUCUUAUAGCUAUAGUUGUUUAUUAUGGAUGUUAAGAAUAGGUAUUAUUAUUAUAGGUAUUAUUAUUCGUAGAAUAUAUUUAUUUAUAAUAAAAUUAUUUUACAUGGAAAUAAAUGUACUAAUGCCACGCAUCUAAUGAAUGUAGUGCGACAGUGGGCGGGUUAAUAAAUAUAUGUAAUUUGCUUUUAUCUGA
Cephus cinctus (wheat stem sawfly) is the source of this 3414-nucleotide messenger RNA. Its product is annotated as 4-coumarate--CoA ligase 1. Gene Ontology annotation, molecular function: long-chain fatty acid-CoA ligase activity. The coding region runs from base 803 to 2413 and encodes 536 amino acids. The transcript is spliced from 10 exons. The record is from RefSeq and is a predicted model, not a curated record. Lineage: Eukaryota; Metazoa; Arthropoda; Insecta; Hymenoptera; Cephidae. Gene Ontology annotation, biological process: fatty-acyl-CoA biosynthetic process; long-chain fatty acid metabolic process.